AUGAAUUCCCAUGCCAGGCUCCUCGGUUAUUGGUCCUUCGAUAACAAAAACGAUGUUGGAAGGGAUCUCUCUCCAAAUAAAAAUCAUGGCGAACUGAAAGGCGGGGCAGAAUGGAUAGGCAGGGGAAAAGUCGGAGGCGCGCUGAAAUUGGUGGAGGCAGCAGACUCCUACCUCGAAGUCCCUCAUGCCGACAGUCUCAACGUAAAAGAUCAGGUGACCCUGAUGUGUUGGGUUCAAUUUGCUAAUCCUGGCGAUUUGACCGGUACCGGGCGGGAUAUGUCAUUGAUUUGGAAGAAUGGACCGCCUGGAGACAAGCGAUUUUUAACCGCGUAUGCCCUGCGGAUUGUUCGCCCGCAUACGAAGUUUGGCAGUUUCACGUUUGAUGCCACAAUGACACAAGGGCGAGCCGCCGCAGCGGAUCCAGAUUUUCUGGACGCGGCCGACGCGGGUAAAACGUGGUUUCACGUUGCCGGUGUUGCUGACGGAACGAAGAUUCGAGUCUACCGCAACGGCAAGCAGACUGCGGAAGCUGACCAGCGGGGAGAGUUCCAGAUUUCAGAACACCCGUUAACAAUUGGUUUUGAUCUGCGCGCCGCAAAAGCGGAAGCACGCCGAGAUCAGCUUGGGUACGUUGACGGACUUAUGGAUGAGGUUGUGGUUAUAGAUAAGGCACUCGCCCCAGCGGACAUUAAAGCCGCCAUGGAGCUCGGUGAAAAAGGGGAUACGCUCGAAAGUUUCCAGCCGGUUUUUGCUGUCGAGCCCGAGGGCAAGCUCGCGACCAAGUGGGCGGAAAAUCAAAGCCAAGAAGUAAGAUCGGAACGGGCCGUACAUAAACGCGCUAUACCUUGA
Geodia barretti is the source of this 849-nucleotide messenger RNA. Lineage: Eukaryota; Metazoa; Porifera; Demospongiae; Tetractinellida; Geodiidae. The record is from the annotation of a GenBank genome assembly.